AUGCCUUAUUGUCUAGGCCUUCAGGCUGCUGCCCGUGCAUUCCUGUCCAUAGGACUCUCCACGCAGUUCACGCUCGCCAUCGUCCUCUCUCUUAUCAUUAUUAUCCUCUCCUCGUCCUUCCAAAAGGAUCCCACAGACGCACCUGCCCCGCUUCCUGGGUCUUCUCUUCUCCACAUUCUCCCGUUCUUCCGACGUCGGUUCGACUUCUUGAACUGGGGCUUUCAUGCAAGCGGACACAACAUCUUUCGUUUCAACCUUCUACGGAAUACCGUCAUUGUCGUGUCCGGAGAAAGCGCGAGACAAUCUUUCUUCACCGCCAAAGGCCUUGACCUCACUGAAGGCUUUAAAAUAUUAUCCGGUGCCAUCCCGAUGGUCCGUGGAGUCACCUCCGAUCUCCAGACCCGCAGGAUCCAGCUUAUCCACAAGCGGCUAGCAAACGCUCAACGGAAUGCACCCUUGUCUAACUUAAUCCCAAUUCUCCUGGAGGAUUCUCGGAGGCAGAUGGAGAGCUGGGGCACGUCGGGAAAAUUCGACCCGUUUGAAAAAGUCUACGAGUUGCUCUUCCAGUUGACUGUCCGAAGUGUGUCAUGCAAGGAGAUCGCGGACAACCCAGCGCUGGUCGCGCAGCUUAAACGGCUCUAUGACGAUCUCGACACUGGGACGACUCCCGCGACCGUUCUUCUGCCAUGGUUGCCGACACCGGCCAUGAUCAAAAAGCUGUGGUCGACAAAGACUAUUUACGAUAUCGUAUGCAAGGCUAUUAGCGAGAGAGAAUCCUCGGGUGCUCAGCACAACGAUACUCUUCAAAUGCUUCUUGACGCCGGUGAUGAGAAACUUGUGGUCGUAGGCUUCAUCAUGGGUCUGUUGAUCGCAGGUGCCAGAGCUACAGGAACCACAGCGUCUUGGCUCUUGACAUUCCUUGGAGGGCACCCAGAAUGGCGCUCUAAAGCAGCAGCAGAAGUCGAGACUCUCCUAGCCUCCGUUGGCUCCCCCUCUCCCUCCACCCAACCCCUCUCUACGCGCCUCGCCUCGAUACCUCUAGACGUAUGGGAAACCGAAACACCAGUCCUCGAUGCGAUUAUCAAAGAGACAUUGCGUGUUGCGCAACCGCACACUGCCAUGCGACGUAACCUCGGUCCUGAUUGUUAUAUCGACAACAAGAGGGUCCCAACGGGCUCCUAUGUGAUUUACCCAUUCAGCGAUGUCCACCUCGACCCCGAAAUCUAUCCCGACCCAUGGAAGUUUGAUCCGGGAAGGAAAGACGCGGACCACGUCCCCUUUGGUUAUGUUGGCUGGGGAGGAGGAAAGACCAUUUGCCUCGGUACACGGCUUGCCAAAGUCGAACUCAAGCUGAUCACUUCGAUGUUCGUUUUGGGCUUUGAACACCAUAUCAUCGAUCCUUCAGGACAACCCGCCAAGACUCUCCCCCAACCCAAUUGGAACGACAUCCUUUUAUGCCCUAUACCAGGACCUCGACGCCUCUAUGAAACGGCCAACAAGACUAGGCGUGUCGUUGGAAAUGCCUACGCCUCUGGUUUCAUGUACAUUUGA
This is a messenger RNA of Coprinopsis cinerea okayama7#130, 1551 nucleotides long. RefSeq lists its product as hypothetical. The record is from RefSeq and is a predicted model, not a curated record. Bases 1 to 1551 code for a protein of 516 amino acids. The transcript has 9 exons. NCBI's taxonomy places the organism in Eukaryota, Fungi, Basidiomycota, Agaricomycetes, Agaricales, Psathyrellaceae. Gene Ontology annotation, biological process: sterol metabolic process. Gene Ontology annotation, molecular function: monooxygenase activity; heme binding; iron ion binding.